This is a messenger RNA of Physella acuta, 1363 nucleotides long. RefSeq lists its product as uncharacterized. Lineage: Eukaryota; Metazoa; Mollusca; Gastropoda; Physidae. The record is from RefSeq and is a predicted model, not a curated record.
GACUACGAUACUACUAGUCUAACAAAGUACUAAAAGUAGAGAGUUGUACUACAGAUAACAUCUACCGAUUCACCAUCUAUAAUUCUCACAAUAUCAAAUUAAUAGGCUUCAAUAUGGUUCAUCAACUAGAGGUGGAGUUGGCUGAAUUGAAAAAAGAAAUGUCAGAAAUGAAAAGUUUCAUCAAUUUAAAACUGGAAGAUGAGUUUAUAAAUAUUAAAAGUCAGCUGUCGGAGAUCAUGAAUAAACUUUCUAAACAGGGAGAAGACAUUAUAAACAUCAAAACACUUGUAGCAACAAGGGAAUGCACUUCUUCAGAAAGGACUCCCAAGGAAGGUUUGAAAACUAAGCAAAUCAUUUCAUCAGUUCAAGAAAAUUCACACAACAAUAAUAAUCAGUGCAAUUGCCAAAUUGAAAUAAAAUCUCAAACUUCUUUACCUGAAGUGGAAAAGGAAAUAAGACAACUUUCCUUCAAACUGUGUGAACAGGAGAAAUGUAUUAAUAAGAUGAAACUUGCAUGUAACACAGACUUUAUUCUAGAAAAAAUAUCUAAAAUGCACAAUCAGUAUUCUGUCAUGAAUAAGAAAACACACAUUCAGUUUAAGAAAUUAGAGAAACUGUUUAACCUAAAUCUAAAAAAUGAAAGAAAACCGUUUUAUGAAGCCCUGAAAUCAAUAAAGGAAAAAAUAGAUGAAAACAAAUGUGAAAUUGAUCAAUGUUUGAUUAAAAUCGACAAUCUUGAGGAUAAAGAAGCAUUGAAUCUGGAUCUUCGCUUAAAAGUACUUUCUGAUGGAAUUCAGACAGAAGCUGAAAAGACAGAAGCUCCAAAGAAAAAAAGAUUAAAACUUGAAUAUUUGAAUGCAAGUGUUGAUGAUUUUCAAGAAUUGUAUUUAGAUUCAGAGUCCCUCAAAAGCUUCCAUGAAACAAAUGAGACUAAUGUUGCUGCAAGUGACCCAUGUACCAGCACGACAAUGCAGUCUACAUGUGGAAAUAUGGUUGGCAAAAUUUCUUUACCAGGAGCCCUGGAAGAUAAAUCUUUUGAGGAGCUGAGAUGGGAAUAUUGUCUGCGACUUCGCAGAAAAUUUCCUCUUGUAAAAUCAGCUACUGUACCAUAUCAGGCUACACCAGGAGAAGACAUAAUGAUUAGGCAUGGUGUCACCACUCUCUACCAAACUUCCUUACAUUGUAUAACAAUAAUGAAAGAAUACAAGCACUGUUCUGUUGAGGAACUAAGAUGGAAUGAUUAUAAGGAACUGGAAUGCCAAGUUUAAGAAAUCUUUUAAGAUGGAUGUGUAAUCUAAAUGUUGUUUUACUAGAGCAAUGAGGCCAUCAACAGGACCAACCAUAGAAGACUCACAUGUGGAAA